Messenger RNA from Dinoponera quadriceps, 4746 nucleotides. Its product is annotated as zinc finger matrin-type protein CG9776-like. Lineage: Eukaryota; Metazoa; Arthropoda; Insecta; Hymenoptera; Formicidae. Gene Ontology annotation, cellular component: nucleoplasm. Gene Ontology annotation, molecular function: nucleic acid binding; zinc ion binding. Gene Ontology annotation, biological process: negative regulation of DNA-templated transcription; positive regulation of DNA-templated transcription. The transcript is spliced from 9 exons. The coding region runs from base 190 to 3750 and encodes 1186 amino acids. The record is from RefSeq and is a predicted model, not a curated record.
ACCAUCGCGCUUCAACCAAUGUCGGGUACUUCAAUUGCAUGAUCUUUAUCUCACAAGUAUGUUGGGUGUCGUCAUUUUCUAGCAAUUUUGCACACGUGGAACUUUGCUAAUAUUGCCUCGCCCAUAAAAUUUAGAAAAUCUGUUAAGAACUAACGGCUCGAGAUUCUGAAGUAAACAGUUAUAUAUAGCAUGGAUCAGGAAUCCAGGCGCAAGGGCCCCAGAAGCCCUAGCGCUGAUUCGGAUGAUUCCUCGCAUAGAAGAAGAAGGAAGUAUGACCGAUCGCCAUCACCCAGGCGAGUCGUCAGGUAUCGGAGAUCCCGGUCCAGAGACAGGAGAUCCCGUUCAAGUUCCAGAGAUAGAAGAAGAAAGGAUCCCAGCAGAUCUCAAGAUUGGAAGCAGCAGGCUCCGCCGACUCAGUCACAGAGCGCUGUGCCUAAUCCGAACAGUUCUACAGGAUAUGUUUCAGCAGUACAUAAUCAAUAUCAGGCACCUCCACCAAACACAAGUCAACCACCGCCACCUUUAUCAGCUUACAACCAGGGUUAUAACAACUACAGUUACAACUAUGGCGCAGGUUACGACUAUAAUUAUCCGCAGCCUGCUGGUUAUCGAAGUGAUUAUCCGCCACCCAACUGGCAAGGAAAUCAGGUGUCGUAUAAUAACCAACAAGCACCGCCACCACCGACUCUGGCAUCGCAGCAAGAAUCAUCGAGGCCGAUUGACAGCGGUUCUGCGAGCUUGGUGACAUCCAUGUCGAGACCAGAAGAUGUCAAGAAAGAAGCAAUCGCAGCUGAGGUGAAACAGCAGAAAGCGACAUUGGCGAAGCAACGUGAGGAAUAUGUUAAGAAAUCAACAACAUUGCAACGUGAACUGGAAAUUCUGCGUCAACAAUGUGACGAGAUCGGCAAGGAGGGUGGACGUGAGAACAACCGCAUCAUAAAAGAAAACCAAAAGUUGCAGAUCGAGAUACAGAAUAAAAUGAAAUCUAUUCACAACGUCAUCGACAUGCUCACCGGCAUUAUCGGUGACAAAGUCACCGUGGAAGAUCUGAAGAACAAGUUUAAGCUAGAAUUAAAACGCUCGAGAAGCCCGAAAGAGGACUUCCCGAAAGGGAAGUCCCCCUCGCCCGACAGGUCGUCCGCUUCUGAUUCCGAUAAAGAAUCCAAAACGGAUAAAGAUAUUAGGGAGAGAAGAUCGUCGGAGGAUAAGCCAAUGUACAAUUUCGUACACUACGAUCCCGAAAUGCAUUGGUGUAAAGUCUGCGAUAUCUUUCCUAAGACAGCAAAGGAGUAUUUAAAUCAUCUACAUAGCAAUGAGCACAAAGAGGCAUGCUUAGAACGCAAGAUAGUUGAUAUGCCUUGGCAUGAACGAAACGGCGAGGGGACAGAAAAGGAGGUGCUCCAUUACCCUGGCCUGCCGACGAAAAGAACACCUAUCAAAGGUCUGCAAUUCUUCAGCGCGGCUACAGCAUGGUACUGCAAACUCUGCGAUUCGUGGAUCGGUGAUCUCCAUUGCGCUAGUCUCCACCUGAAGUCCAAACGACACUCAGAGAACUUUUCUCGUUUCGUGGACCAGAACCCGCAUUGGGAGACCGAUUGGAUGGCUGAUCGUGAGAAAGCGUUCUCCGAGGAGAAGCACAAGCAGAUACAAUUAGAGCUGCAGAAGCAGAAGGAUGAUGAGCCGCCGAUGAAGUCGAAGAAAUCCAAGAAGAACAAGAAAAAGUCGAAGAAGGCCAAGAAGCGCAGGAACAGAAGCAGCGCGAGCGACACGUCCAGCGAGUCGGAUAACUCGGACACAGAAUCCGACCAGGACACCACCAAGAGCAUACGCGUGGCGAUGCGGAACAAAAUGAAGGCCUCAACGCAGGCGAUCCUGAACGAGGAGAUUGAUUACCCUCGCUUGAAGCUGAAGAGCCACUGGUCGAAAUCACAGGCGGGCCAGUCGCCAGCACCUGCCGAGCAGCACCCGUCCGAGUCGGAUGACAGGCAGCUCCUCAACUCCAUCAGGGACAAAUUGAAGGCCAAGCAGGAGGAAGAGAUGAAGAGCAUCAGCAGCCGCAAGAUGGAUAAGACGAUCGAGAGCGAGGAAGAUAUGCAGCAGGGUAAUUUCUCGAAGAAAACAGAGGAGCUGGAGGCUUGGGGCCCGAAGGAGCCGCCGAAGCCGUUCUGGAUCAAGAAGGAGGAGGAGAAGCCGCAGCCGCAGAUCUCGAACAAGCCGAUCGAGUUGCCGAAGCCGGAGGAGAUGCCUAAGCCGCACAUGGGCUUCUGGACGAAGCAGCAGGUGAAUAUGACGGUGAAGCCACCCGAGAGUAAAUCGGUGGAGAAGGAGGAGGAGAGGGACCGCGACAGGGAUCGCUACAAGGACGAUCGCGACCGAAAGUACAGCAGAUACGAGAGAAGGAGCCGACGGGACCGAGACAGAGACCGGGACCGGGACAGGGAUAGAGAUCGGGACCGGGACCGGGAUCGCGAUUACUACGAGGACCGCCGGAAGCGAGACAGCAACGACUCGCCGCGGCGCGAGAGAAGCUGGCGCGACAGUCCCAAGAGAAGCUACGACAAGUACAGCAAGGACAGACGGGAGGAUAACAAUUCGUCGAACGACGAGUCCAAGUUCGAGAAGAAGACGAACGAGUCGGCGUCCAAGUCGAAGAAGGGCGUCGUGCCGGUGAAGAAGGUCACCGCGCAGGUGUCCAAGGGCAAGUUACCGUUCAUCGGUAGACUGCCGUUAUUCAAGAAGAAAGCCGAGGAGCCGAAGCUGCCGGACAAGGACCUCACUCCGUUGCCGUACCAGCAGAGCAAGUUCGAGGACACGCCGAAGGUGCCGAACGAGAUCAUCAAUCCGCCGGGGGUGGUGCACAUCACCAAGCUGGCGACGCCGGUGAGCCUGAACAGCGCGGUCCCGCCGGUGAGCGGCAAGCCGAACCAGCCGAUGAAGAUCUUGGUGGCGCCGCCGCCGCCGGUGCUGAACGAGAGCAAGCCGACGCCGCAGGUGGUCGACAUGGAGAUCGACGACCAGUCCGAGGAGACGGUAAUCGAGGAGCAGCCGAUAGUGGAGCAGCAGAAGCAGCAGCAGCCACCGAGCGUGUCGAAGUUGCCGUUGCCGCCGCACCCGCCGCCGCCGUUGAACAGGCCGCCGCCCAGCUACACGCCGGCGAGCCAGCAGCCGAUGCAGAGUAGACCGGUGCAGAGCACACCGGCGCAGUUCACGCCGAACCGGCCGCCCCCGCCGUUCAUGUCGAACCCACCGCCCUUCGUCCAGGCUCCCACGAGGUUCCCGCCGCAUCAGCCGGUGCGGCCGACCAACCAGACCAUGCCGCCCUUCAUGAACGCGCCGCCGCCGCAGAUGCCGAACGCCGCCGGCGGCAGUUUCGUGUCGAACCACCAGAACCCGCCGCCACCGCCGCCGUCGGUGGACAGCGCAGUGCACUCGGACGUGGCCGACAUCCCGGAGCCGAGCGAGAAACGACCGCCCGCGGAUCCCAGCAUCCCGCUGCCGGACGACCUUCAGGAGGCUCUCAACAUCAUCUUCCCCAAGGAGGAGGCCGCCGAGACCAAGCAGCAGAGCCACCCGGAGGCCAACGUCAUGUACUCGUCCAUGUACAGUAUGCUCGGCUGCGUCGGCUACGGCCCCGAAUAUAUGGACCAACCGCCGCCUGAGAUCAUGCAGGCGGAGGCCGAGGCGGACACGCAACCUGGCCCCGAUGACCUACGCAUGCUGGGUAUAGACGAGGGAGAUACGAUUCUGUAAAUCGCUGGCGCAUGCACAUAUCGAACGCGUGAGCGACUCCUCAUCUCCGUCGGCCGAUUGAGAGCGAGAGAUUAAUUGAUUGAUUUACAGAUGCUUAUCAUUCACUCGAUAAUAUGUCGUCGCACGAUAAAUAACGCGUGGGUAUUUCGGCGGUGGCGGGAUUUACUGGCGACGCGUACUUGGCACGUUGAAACCGAAUAUUUGAUAAGGAGAGAGAGAGAGAGGGAAGCCAUCACGAUAAAGACGGUCGCGAGAUACCGUGAGUAGAGAUACACAUACAUACUCGGGUGCGUAGGCUCUGUAAAGAUUACUUAACGACGUACGCUAUUUUGGAGCUCUGUAUUGGAUUAUCUGUUAGACUGUAACAUUUGUUAUCUCUCGUUAGCGUAAGAUUGUCUCCUUUGUUUCUCCUGGUCUCGGUCCAUUGGUCUUGGCAUUGAUGACGCACUCUCUGUAUGAUUAACGUCCGUGUCGCAUUAAGUUUCCAUUAUCCGCCGCCACAUCGAGUCCGGUGGCUCGGAGCCUCGUCUGCGUCUUGAUUCGAUGUUACAGAACUUAUGUUUAUGCACGUAUAUUCUUUCGACCCUGUGUACGUUCGCUAGGAGAUCGGCGAUCUGGGCAAAACACGGCUUUAUCGUUUAUCUUAUCUUGCAUUAUAAGAAGACCAGAUGGCAGGGACGAGAUAUGUAAUAUCCAAUAAAAAAAAAACACACACACGCCGCAUAUUGUGUCACUCGAACGUAUCAUAUAUUCUUCUUUAAUAUUUAUAUUGCAAAUCCGUAACACUCAAGCUUUGCGUCAUAUAAUAUGUACAAUACCAAAAAACUUCAAAUGUAAAACAAAGGCCACUACGCUCGUCGUGUCGAUUGCGAUUUUUAUACGUAAAAGGCUCGUCGUAGUGGCCGCUCGAACGCUGGAAUGUAAUGUCGUGCGCUCAAAGGGGGAGAGAAAGAGAGAGAGAGAGAGAGAGAGAGAGAGAGAGAGAGAGAUACACAG